Melanotaenia boesemani (Boeseman's rainbowfish) is the source of this 2272-nucleotide messenger RNA. RefSeq names its product dysbindin domain containing 1 (gene dbndd1). Bases 488 to 955 code for a protein of 155 amino acids. The transcript is spliced from 4 exons. The record is from RefSeq and is a predicted model, not a curated record. Gene Ontology annotation, cellular component: cytoplasm. Gene Ontology annotation, biological process: negative regulation of protein kinase activity. Lineage: Eukaryota; Metazoa; Chordata; Actinopteri; Atheriniformes; Melanotaeniidae.
GCUGCCAGCUCAGUCCUCCCUCCCUCCCUGCCCUUGUCUCCCUCCUUGCUCUGGAUCUCUCUGUGUAUUCUGUAGAUACCAAACCAAGUCUCACAAUGCUGCGUUUACUGAACCAAGUGGCCCAGAAAUCUGCUGUGAAGUCGCUGUUCCCAGACCUCCCUGUCUGCUGCGGUGGACUCUCUCAGUGAGGCAGCGCACUGGUUACCAUACAGCUCUGAUGGGAAAGCAGCACAGGUGAACCAAGCCAGAGGAGAAACCCACAUCACCUGGUUUGGACAUUUAGGACAACAGCAAGAAAAAAAAAAAGAGAAAGAGCGACACAUUCAAGAGCUCAGGUCUCGCAGCGUCCACCCACCUCCACCACUCCCUCUCACUCUCUCUCACAUGCACACUGACUUGCACACAUUCCCUUCGCUUUCUCGCCCCAUUUGUCUCCUCUGCUCUCCAAUGCUGGUGUGGUGAACAACAGGACACUCGGCAGGGCUGCAUGGAGGCACAGGGAGGGGCAGGGAGCCCAGAGCCCAAUAAAGAUAUCCAGAAGCUGUUGAAGCCAUCCAGCUCAAGUGACCUAUCCAAGGAGUUGCUCUCACACCCAUCAGGGGAGGACGAGGGCAGUCUGUCAGGGCACACUGCUAGCCUGCUGCACAUCAGUGAGAAAAGACAACCACUGAGCAGUGUGUCAUCUUUAGAGGUGCACUUUGACCUCCUGGAUUUGACUGAGCUGACUGACAUGUCUGACCAGGAACUGGCUGAGGUCUUUGCUGACUCUGAUGAGGAGAACCACAAUGAGUCCCCAGCAGGUUCCCACCAGCCUCCACUGCCAAGGGGAGGGUACAUGCGCUCCCCCUCGUGGACACGCUGCAGCAAAGUAGAGCUUCCACGAGAGCGAAAGCACCACAGUGACUCAGACACCGCAGAGCCCUUAAUGAAGAUGGAAAGGCCAAAGCAGCCAUAAUGUCCAUGAAACAACCAAGCUGGACACACAGCCAGGGUGGAAAUACAAAGCGGACCAAGAGGCCUCCAUCUGCCACCGUGCACUCACGUAAUGUUCCAUGGUGCUGGCGAGUUCAGGUUGAACUCUUGACACUGUGCUCGCUGCUCUAAAGUUUUUGAGAUGUGCAAUAUACAUAUUCUUCUCCUCUUCCUGUCUUCUUUCCUUCUUUCCCACAAACACAAAAAUAAACCCAUGCAAAAAUUGUGUUUUUCUUGCAAAAGCCUUGUUUGUUUUUUGUUUGUUUUUUUAAUGACAGGUUAUGGGGUCAACAGAGUAAGAGCACCUUCAUCUUCACAGUCCCACAGGGUGGGCCAGCAUACCCACUGUGUGACACCAGACCUUCCAUGAGAUGUUCAGACAGUAAGAAUCUCUCUGAAUGUCCAGAACAUGAUAUAAAGCAUAAAAUUAACAGAAUUGUUCAAAUCAAUACAUAGUGCUGAUGCUUAGUGAAACUUACUGUGUUGCUUGUAAAUGUGACAGGGUUUUCUGUUGCCUCUAGUGGGCAACCUGUGCCGAGGAUGUGUGUGUUCAGUGAGGCCCAACUGUCCAUCACUCCUUCUCCAUAUCAAUGAGGAAUGUGUUGUGUAAUUUAAAUGCCUCAAUAAGAAUAUUGCACUUCUUUUACUGAAUUGUAUUUCCAGCGCCCGCCAGAAUUAUUGGCAUUUGGUGCAGAUGACUGAAAUGAUAAACAAACCAAGUAGCAGCUAUAUGCAAUAAUUUGUCCCAAACUCAAAUCCAUCCAUCCAUUUUCUACCACUUAUCUGGAGUCGAGCUGCGGGGGCAGCUGCCUAAGCAGGGAAGCCCAGACCUCUUUCUUGAAAUUAUGUUUUUGACCAACACUUUAUUUUCCAUUUCUCUUAUCAUCAAAAUGAUCGUUGCCACAGUUUCUGUUGCAAAAACAAGAAACAUGAUCCAAAUUAUAGAAGUUAGAUUCCAUCCAGACAUGUUAAAGUGUUUGAAGCAGAUACACAUGAUGGUAAAAACAGACCAUGGUUAGAUGGAUUUGCAUGGAUGCCAAAAACCCAGCAAAGUGCCAAAAAAAAAGGUUUUGAUCCUAAAAUUUUACUGAUGCAAGAUUUCUCAUCCUUGUCAGGAAAGUAACAGCUGUGUACUUGAUUUAUUUGUCACCAUAUAAGCAUGUCUAUACUAGGAGUGCUAAUGUCUCUGAAUGAUGUGACAUAAUGGAUUAAAAGUGAUACUGGGAUGGUUAAAAAUUAAAAGGCGUAAAAGAAAAACUGGCUCAUUGUAUGGCUUGCCAUUUCACUUCCAUUGUGUAUC